GCGGGGCCGAUCGCGAGUCUGUCCAGACCCGCCAAGGUGGAGGCCCGCACCAGCCCGCACAUGGCCCGGCACGUGUUCCUUACCGGGCCGCCAGGGGUUGGCAAAACAACCUUGAUCCAGAAAGCCAGCCAGGCUCUACAGUCCUCUGGGGUACCCGUGGACGGAUUUUACACAGAAGAGGUCAGGCAGGGCGGCAGGAGGGUGGGAUUCGACGUCGUCACCUUGUCUGGAGCUCGAGGGCCCCUGUCUCGAGUGGGGCCAGAGCCCCUGCUGGGAAAGCACGGGUGCCGCGUGGGGCCCUACGUGGUGGACCUGGCCUCCUUCGAGCAGUUGGUGCUUCCCGUCCUGAGGAAUGUAGGUUCUGGCAGAGGCCCGGGGCAGAGAGUGUGCAUCAUUGAUGAGAUUGGGAAGAUGGAGCUCUUCAGCCAGUCCUUCAUCCAAGCUGUCCGCCAGAUGCUGUGUGCACCUGGGACUGUGGUUCUGGGCACCAUCCCUGUCCCCAAAGGGAGGCCGCUGGCACUGGUGGAGGAGAUCAGGAGUCGACGGGACGUGACAGUGCUCACCGUCACCAAGGAGAACAGAAACCAGCUUUUGCCUGAGAUCGUCUCCCGUGUACAGAACAUCAGGGAGUGAAGCCCUCAGCUGUCUAGUCCAGCACCGCCUGCCUGCUGGGCUCAGCCUCCAGGCUCGGAGACCUUGGGACUUUGCUUGAGCAGCUGGGCAGCUUUCCCUGAGAUGUUCAAGACUGAACUUGCCUGGUAUUGGGUGGCUUGCGUGACAGGCCGUCUCCAUGGUUUGUUUAUGUGUAAGGAUUUCUGUGUAUUUCCUCUUGCACUCAUGCAUGUGAUUGGGACAGAUUAUGGAAUUAUGGGGGGAGAGGCUGGAGUCUUUGGUAGAGGCCCCCCUCCCCUGCCUUCAUAAGCACGUUGAUGGGGAGAGGAAUUCACUUCCUGAUUAGCUUCCCGUGUCGUGAAAGCCGACCACCUCUCCAGGUGUUUCAGUCUCAGCAGCUUGAGCAACGCUUGAUAUUCCUAUUUUCUCUGAAGAAAGCCAUUUCCGCUUCUCUCA
Messenger RNA from Dipodomys spectabilis (banner-tailed kangaroo rat), 1068 nucleotides. It is a transcript of the gene Ntpcr, whose product is annotated as nucleoside-triphosphatase, cancer-related. The record is from RefSeq and is a predicted model, not a curated record. NCBI's taxonomy places the organism in Eukaryota, Metazoa, Chordata, Mammalia, Rodentia, Heteromyidae. Gene Ontology annotation, molecular function: ATP hydrolysis activity. The transcript has 5 exons. Bases 61 to 633 code for a protein of 190 amino acids.